Molecule: messenger RNA, 1419 nt
Organism: Marmota flaviventris (yellow-bellied marmot)
Lineage: Eukaryota; Metazoa; Chordata; Mammalia; Rodentia; Sciuridae
Gene: Ralb
Product: RAS like proto-oncogene B
Biological process (GO): signal transduction
Cellular component (GO): membrane
Molecular function (GO): GTP binding; GTPase activity
Source: RefSeq, a predicted model, not a curated record
UGGGGACGGCUGGGGUCCGGCCCCGGGAGGGGGCGGGGCGCGCUUAAGAGCUGCGGGCUGGGCGCGGACGGCCGAGGCGGCGCGGCCAGGGUCCCAGCUCUCCGACUGGCUCUUCUGUCCGCGUGCCGUCACCUGUCACCUCCGUUAAGCCAGCAGGAUGGCUGCGAACAAGAACAAGGGCCAGAGCUCCCUGGCCCUUCACAAGGUGAUCAUGGUUGGCAGUGGCGGGGUCGGCAAGUCGGCCCUGACGCUCCAGUUCAUGUACGACGAGUUUGUGGAAGACUAUGAGCCCACCAAGGCUGACAGUUACAGGAAGAAGGUGGUCCUGGAUGGGGAGGAGGUGCAGAUCGACAUCCUGGACACUGCUGGGCAGGAGGACUACGCAGCCAUCCGUGACAACUACUUCCGCAGUGGGGAAGGGUUUCUGCUGGUGUUCUCCAUCACCGAACGCGAGGCCUUCACGGCCACGGCCGAGUUCAGGGAACAGAUCCUCCGCGUUAAGGCUGAAGAAGAUAAAAUCCCAUUGCUUGUCGUGGGAAACAAGUCUGACUUGGAGGAGCGGAGGCAAGUGCCCAUCGAGGAGGCCAGGAGUAAAGCGGAGGAGUGGGGCGUGCAGUACGUGGAGACGUCAGCCAAAACGCGGGCCAACGUGGACAAGGUGUUCUUUGACUUAAUGAGAGAAAUCAGAGCAAAGAAGAUGUCAGAAAACAAAGACAAGAAUGGCAAGAAAAGCAGCAAGAACAAGAAAAGUUUUAAAGAAAGAUGCUGCCUGCUGUGAAGGCCGGAUGGUGGGGGAGACCCCUGCCGCCAGAGACACAGGGCUGGGGCGCACGGGAGGCUGUAGCUGGCUUCCGGUGUGCUUCCUGCUCUCCCAACCUUAUUCACCUGUACUUCUUUAAAUGGGGACAAAUAGUCAUGAAUUGGUGGCUGGAAGAAGAAACAAUCCCUUCUCCAUGCAAAGGAGUGGCUGCCUCGCCAGGACUGUGGCGUUCUGUCCUUCCCGAGUCCUGCCCCUCCCUCCAGGGCUGAGCUAGGGUAGAGCUCUAGGUAGGAAACAGUCAAGUGUUCAUUAAAAAGAAAGAGUAUUGUCACAGCAUCUUAUCCCCCACCCAGGUUUUUAACAUUACCCUCUUUUGUUUUGAAAUAAAAUGUUUUAUUUUACUAGGCUUCGGAAGGAGGGUGCUGAGGUAGACCCCCCAACCCUUAUCACUGUAACAGUAGUACUCAGAAAAUCCAUUGGGCUCUCAUGAAACUGAAAUUCUAAGGUUUUUAAAGACAAGUUUCUAGGAGAUAUCCUGCGGAUCUGAAGCAUAGUUAGAAAAGUGAACUUGAAUUGGGCUGGAGAGGUCAACAUCAUGUUUACAAAUCCUCCUCACAUAUGAAAAAUAAAAGUAGCAGGUUGUUUUCUUCAUGUUUAAA